AUGUUGUCAGAUGUUUGUCCAGUUAUUCACCGUGGGGGACCUAUUUCAACUAAAAUAUUUGAUACCAUUUGUGAAAUACAAAAUUCUCGAAAUCUUGACAGCAACAUUAUCUACAGAUUUAGAUCAUUAUUUGAAGAAAGUGGUAAACUCGAGGAUAUUAAUGAGGAAAAAAACGUGUAUAAUUAUAGUACUGAUGAUGGAAAACUAGGAAAAGCGGCUAUUGAUAAUAUGAAGACCGCAUUUCACAGCCUAAAACUCGUUCUUAUGCCAUUUUUAGGGGUAACCCCGGAAAAGUUUGACGAAAUGGUUGAAGCAUGCGAUAAAGAGUUCGAAGAUAAUAAAAGCUAUCACGAAAUCGGCCGUAUUUAUGGGCGUAAGAAGGAAAAUGUUUGA
Acaulospora morrowiae is the source of this 393-nucleotide messenger RNA. The record is from the annotation of a GenBank genome assembly. Lineage: Eukaryota; Fungi; Glomeromycota; Glomeromycetes; Diversisporales; Acaulosporaceae.